GCGGGGGCAAGUGUCAGUCAGGUCCGGAGCGCUGCUGGGGCCCGCCGAGACCGCACCGGCAGGCAGGGGCCCGGGCCGCUGCGGUGCUGUCCUCCCAAGAUGGAGUUCCUCCUGGGGAACCCGUUCAGCACCCCAGUGGGGCAGUGCCUCGAAAAGGCAACAGAUGGCUCCCUGCAAAGUGAGGACUGGACAUUGAACAUGGAGAUCUGCGACAUCAUCAAUGAAACAGAGGAAGGGCCAAAGGAUGCCAUUCGAGCUCUGAAGAAGCGGCUCAAUGGAAACAGGAACUACAGAGAAGUGAUGCUGGCAUUAACAGUGCUGGAGACGUGUGUGAAGAACUGUGGCCACCGCUUCCACAUCCUUGUGGCGAACCGAGAUUUCAUCGACAGUGUUCUGGUCAAAAUCAUCUCUCCCAGGAACAACCCUCCCACCAUUGUACAGGACAAAGUGCUUGCUCUGAUCCAGGCGUGGGCUGAUGCCUUUCGAAGCAGUCCUGAUCUUACCGGCGUUGUGCACAUAUAUGAGGAGUUGAAGAGGAAAGGGGUUGAAUUUCCCAUGGCAGACUUGGACGCUCUGUCUCCCAUUCACACACCACAGCGGAGCGUCCCUGAAGUGGAUCCAGCUGCAACCAUGCCCAGGUCCCAGUCGCAGCAGAGGACAAGCACCAGCUCCUAUUCCUCGCCUCCUCCUGCUCCCUACUCAUCUCCGCAGGCCCCGGCUCUGAGUGUGACUGGCCCCAUCACGGCCAAUUCCGAACAGAUUGCCAGGCUGCGGAGUGAACUGGACGUUGUCCGAGGAAACACGAAAGUUAUGUCCGAAAUGUUAACAGAAAUGGUCCCUGGGCAGGAGGACUCGUCUGAUCUGGAGCUGCUGCAGGAGCUGAACAGGACCUGCCGGGCCAUGCAGCAGCGCAUCGUGGAGCUCAUCUCCCGUGUGUCCAAUGAAGAGGUCACCGAGGAGCUGCUGCACGUCAAUGAUGACCUCAACAAUGUUUUCCUCCGAUAUGAGAGAUUCGAACGAUACAGGUCGGGCCGAUCAGUUCAAAAUGCCAGUAAUGGAGUACUGAAUGAAGUGACUGAAGACAACUUAAUAGACCUGGGGCCGGGCUCUCCAGCUGUGGUGAGCCCGAUGGUGGGGAGCACGGCGCCCCCAUCCUCCCUCUCCUCCCAGCUUGCAGGCUUGGACUUGGGGACAGAGAGCGUCAGUGGCACCCUCAGUUCACUCCAGCAAUGUAAUCCCCAUGAUGGCUUUGACAUGUUUGCCCAGACGAGAGGGAACUCCUUGGCUGAGCAGCGCAAGACAGUAACCUAUGAGGAUCCCCAGGCUGUAGGAGGACUCACUACUGCACUAGACAGUCGAAAACAGAGCUCAGAAAUGAGAGGUAAAGGUGGGGACUCUGACCUGGAGCCUAUAGACAGCUGGCUCAUAACCCAAGGAAUGAUCCCCGUUGCGCAGCCCUCUGUCAUGGACGACAUUGAGGUGUGGCUCAGGACGGACCUGAAGGGUGAUGACUUGGAGGAGGGCGUCACGAGUGAAGAGUUUGACAAAUUCCUUGAAGAAAGAGCCAAAGCUGCUGAAAUGGUUCCUGACCUGCCCUCACCCCCGGUUGAAGCCCCCUCCCCAGCCUCAAACCCCUCUGGCCGGAAGAAGCCAGAACGGUCGGAGGAUGCCCUCUUCGCCUUGUGAGGUGUCUGUGGUUUGCCUUCCCAGAUGGCAGUCACCACUCACUCCCCCGGUGGACACCAGGCACUGGCCACUCCUCCUAUCCCCAAGCCCCAUGUGGCCUGCACACCUGUGUCUCCGUGGAAAUGCCACUGUGUUUGCUCCCAGGCCUCCCACUAGUCAGGACCAGCUUUAGCCACCUUCUUUUCUCUGGGUGAUGGGACAGCGUGGCUGCAGCCAGAGGCCCUUCCUCCCCUCCCCCACAGGCUCCCUGUGCCUGUGUUUCCUCCCAGGAAGAGCAGCAGAGUGGGCAGCCCCAGGCAGGACAGCCUCCUUGGCACUGUUUGCUGAGCAGUCCCCCUCAACUGCCUUCCCUGCAGUCACCCGCCCAUGGAGAAGGGGGGCAGGCCCGGCCCCUCCACAUGUGCGUUGCCUCUUCCUGGCUCAGCAGAGCUGCUUGGGCGUGCCUGCCCUCCUGUGCCCCUCUCUUCCAGAAAGGGCCUUGUGCUGCCGCAUCUGGAAGAGCAGGGCUUGGUUGCUCCCACAGGCUUGGUCUCCUUGUGUCAUCUUGUGGCACUUGGCAUGUCGGCACUUUGGAAGGCUCAGUGGGGUGCCCAUGUGUGGGCCUCUCACCUUUUUGACCUUCUCUCUUUCACUCAGUUGCCAGCCCAGGCCCUGUGCCUGAGCUGACCCAGUGCUGAGCCUGGGACCAAGGGGCCCCAGGUGGACCUGCCCGCUUCUGGUGUGGGGAGAGAGCCAUGGGCAGUUGGGAGGGCAGCAUGCAACCUGGGGACAGCGGGCACGUAGCACUCUGGUGGGAUAACACUACCGUAAACCACACUGCACGUUCACACCACGUACAUUUGGCCCUGGCUUGUGGAGGGGGCUUGCUUGGAAAGGCACUGCGGGUUUGUGAGCAUGCCACACUUGGGGCUUGGCCUGGCCUGUGGUAGCCUCUGCAACUCUACCUCCAGGGCCCAGCAGCAGACAGCUUUGCGCCAUGCUUGGAGGUUCCAGAUGACUAAGUUGCCAGAGCAACACUAAGGCUCCUGCGCUGCUCCCUGGCAUGGGCCUCAGCCUCCUCACACAGACUGUCCAGACCGCCUGACCUCUUCCCUCUUCAGAUGUCCCCUGGCCACCAAUUUGCACCCUCUCCACAAGCCGACCUUGAAGGCUGAAGAGCCUGGGGCCCAGGUGGUGGUUGGUGACACCUGCUCCUGUCACAUGUCCUCACUGAUGUGUCUCCUGGCUGUGGGCAAGGGACUUAUGGCUCUACCCAAGUCCUGGUUCAGCCAGCAACUGUCCCAUUCUGCUGUUGCCCAGAAGGAAAAUGCUGCUGCUACUGCAGCUGUGUCACACCACCUGUGAGUCUUGGGAGCCCACUCGCUGGGUCUGAGUCUGCUCCUGUCUCCUCCAGCUUGCACUGCCCAGGCCACCACAUGUUCCCGACCCAUGGUGAGGUCAGCCCUUUCCACCUGGUAGGAGUGCCAGCCUGAGCAGGUAGAAGAGGCUUGGCUUCUCGCAAGAAGGCACUGGGAAACAUUUGUGACUGGGACUACAGGUGGAGCCAUGCUGAGCUGCAACAGGAGCAAUUCCAGUGGGGAGUGGGGCACUGCCUGGCCCAGAGCCCCAUACUCAGUCUAGCACCCCUCCAGCUUGGUCUACCUGGGGCCCAUCUGGCAGGACCAG
Galeopterus variegatus (Sunda flying lemur) is the source of this 3351-nucleotide messenger RNA. RefSeq names its product target of myb1-like 2 (chicken) (gene TOM1L2). Gene Ontology annotation, molecular function: phosphatidylinositol binding; ubiquitin binding; clathrin binding. Gene Ontology annotation, biological process: signal transduction. Gene Ontology annotation, cellular component: endosome; membrane. The transcript is spliced from 16 exons. Bases 100 to 1686 code for a protein of 528 amino acids. NCBI's taxonomy places the organism in Eukaryota, Metazoa, Chordata, Mammalia, Dermoptera, Cynocephalidae. The record is from RefSeq and is a predicted model, not a curated record.